Molecule: messenger RNA, 513 nt
Organism: Corvus hawaiiensis (hawaiian crow)
Lineage: Eukaryota; Metazoa; Chordata; Aves; Passeriformes; Corvidae
Gene: IL26
Product: interleukin 26
Exons: 5
Coding region: 1-513 (170 amino acids)
Source: RefSeq, a predicted model, not a curated record
AUGAAAGUAUGUUCUAUUUUCAGAUCUGGGCAUUUUUUAUUUCUGCUUUGUCUUUUUGCCGUGGAAGGCAAAAAGUCACCUACAGGAAAACAUACCUGCCGAAAAGGACUCCUCUCCCAGCUGACAGAGAACCUGUAUAUCAAGGCAACUAGUUUAAAAUCAUCUGUUCCUAAGGAUCUCAUCAAGACCACAAGACUGCUUAAAAAGACUACAAAAAUGAUGUUUAUGACAAACUGCAGUGUUCGAGAUCAGCUCCUCUCCUUCUAUGUGAAAAAUGUCUUCUGUCGUCUUGAGGUAGGAAGUGACAAGUUGUACUUUAUUAGUGCCUUCCAGGUCCUGCAAGCAAACAUGGAUGCCUGUCUUCCGUGUGCUCCAUCCACAAGGUUAACUUCUGCAGUCAAGAAAUUAAAGAGAAUGUUUCUCAAGCUUGGAGAUAAGGGAAUCUACAAGGCCAUCCAUGAGCUGGACAUUCUCCUUCCCUGGAUUCAGGCCUACAUACAAACCAUCAUAUGA